Coregonus clupeaformis (lake whitefish) is the source of this 2550-nucleotide messenger RNA. It is a transcript of the gene vipr1a, whose product is annotated as vasoactive intestinal peptide receptor 1a. The transcript is spliced from 13 exons. Gene Ontology annotation, molecular function: vasoactive intestinal polypeptide receptor activity; G protein-coupled peptide receptor activity; peptide hormone binding. Gene Ontology annotation, biological process: adenylate cyclase-modulating G protein-coupled receptor signaling pathway; cell surface receptor signaling pathway. The coding region runs from base 385 to 1725 and encodes 446 amino acids. Gene Ontology annotation, cellular component: plasma membrane. The record is from RefSeq and is a predicted model, not a curated record. NCBI's taxonomy places the organism in Eukaryota, Metazoa, Chordata, Actinopteri, Salmoniformes, Salmonidae.
AAUAUGUAUUUUAUGAUGACUAGAGGACAGGGAAAAUUGUUGUCUUCCUCCAAGUGGAAGAACCCAGAUUAUCAUUUAUAAACGAGUGAAGUUCCGAGGCGCACCGACUGGGUGCAGUUCCCGUCUGACUUCGGUACCAUUGCUCCUCAGUGGAGUGGUGGUGAAAGCAUUUCAAAAGUGUGUCCACCGUGAGAGUUGAAAGAUUUGAUCACAGCGCAUUACGCACGCUCAUACUACCGACCCGAGUAGGCUACAAUAUCUUAUCACAUAGUUUCUUUAUUCAAAGUUAUAGUGCAUUUUUUUUUAUUCAUCAACGUGUAUAGUUUUAUUAUCUUUCUUGGAUAUUAAAAAAGAAGACGAAUCGUUUCUUUAUUGACCAGCGUUAUGGAUGUUUCAAAAGGCUUCUUGGUUUUAACGCUAGUCUGCACGUUGGGACCUAUGCUGUCCCUUCAGAUGUGUGACAUCAUGCUGGAGAUCGAGAAGGAGAAAGAGAUGUGCAUGGCCCAGGCAGAAAACAUGACAACAGGUUGCAGUGGGAUGUGGGACAGGGGGGCCUGCUGGCCCAGCGCCAAUAUAGGACAGGUGGUCACCAUCCCCUGCCCUGACUACUUCUUAGACUUGACCAACGACUUCAUCAUGGGUAACCUGUCAAAGACCUGCAACAGUGACGGCUGGUCUGAGUUUAGCCCUGCUUCUUAUGCACUGAAUUGUGGGUACAACGCCAACGCCACCAUAGGUGAUGAUGAUGACAUGAGGCAGUUCUACUGGGCAGUGAAAGUAGGCUACACCAUCGGACACAGCAUCUCUCUCAUCUCCCUCGCCAUCGCUAUCGUCAUACUCUGCACCUUUAGGAAGUUGCACUGCACCAGAAACUACAUCCACAUGAACCUGUUUGUGGCGUUCAUACUGAAAGCCAUGGCUGUGUUCAUCAAAGACGUGGUUUUAUACGAGGUCGGGGAAUCUGACUGCCAAUCUGAAACUGUGGGAUGUAAGGCAGGGGUUGUCUUCUUCCAGUACGGCAUCAUGACCAGCUACUUCUGGCUACUGGUCGAAGGCCUCUACCUGCACACCAUAUUGGCUGUCUCCUUCUUCUCCGAGAGGAAGUACUUCUGGUGGUACAUUCUGAUUGGCUGGGGGGCCCCAACCGUUUUUAUCACUGCUUGGGUAGUUACAAAGGCCUAUUUAAAACACGCUGGGUGCUGGGACAUUAUUAACGACCAUCCCUGGUGGAUCAUCAAAACGCCAAUAUUAGUGACCAUACUGGUGAACUUCAUCCUGUUCAUCUGUAUAAUCCGGAUCCUGCGUCAGAAAAUGAAUUGCAGAGACAUAGGAAGGAAGGAAUCUCAUCAAUACUCGAGGUUGGCUAAAUCCACGCUACUCUUGAUCCCUCUGUUUGGAAUCAACUACAUCAUCUUUGCUUUCAUCCCUGAAGACAUCAACACUCGAAUCAGGAUGGUCUUUGACCUGAUUCUAGGAUCCUUCCAGGGGUUUGGGGUUGCAGUCCUGUAUUGUUUCCUAAAUGGAGAGGUGCAGGGGGAGGUGAAGCGGAAGUGGCGGCGGUGGAACAUGCAAAGGUUUCUGGGUAAAGGAGACACCAAGUACCAGCAGCCCCAGUAUCUGGGUAGCAACGGUAACAACUUCAGCACCCAGAUCACCAUGCAGACCAAGUGUAGCCCCAUCACACGCCGAGCCUCCGACUGCCAGGAACACUCCUCUGCUAUCUGAGCCCAGCUCUGGGUGUAAACAGAGGGCAGAGAAGAGAGGGCAACAGAGACGAGCUGCACUGAAGCGCUGUUUAGUAUUCAGUCAGCACAGCAGAGACCACCAGCCGACCACACACAACAACAGCAAUGAUAGGCUUAAAUCAGUUCCCAAGUAUUCCCACAAAUAAAAAAAAGAGAUAUGAUCGUGUCUCAAUGUAAUCAAGGUAUGAAAUUAUUGUUAUUAUCAAAUAGAAUCUCUUUUUGGGCUUAGUUGUGGUUGCAGUGUACACAUUAUUAUAUGGGGCAGCAGGUAGCCAAGCGGUUAGAGAGAAGCGAGCCAGCAACUGGAGGGUUGCCAGUUCAAAUCCCGGGUCCGACGGGAAAAAUCUGGCGAGAAGUGAGCUGGCAACCGGAGGGUUGCUGGUAUCAAAUCCUAGAUGCCAUUGCCUGUCAUUGUACCCUUGAGCAAGGCACUUAACCCCCCACAACAACAGCUCCCCAGGCGCUCAGUGUGGCAGCCCCCACACCUCCAAAACCUGUAUGUAUGUGUAUGUAUGUAUGUGUGUCUUUCGGAGUGGUUGGUUUAAAAGCUGAAGUCAAAUUUUGGUUGGACCUUGUGUGCAAUUGACCAAUAAAGUGAUAUUAAUCUUCAUAAUUAUGUUCCGGCCCGCCGACAAUCCGCUCGGACAAAAAUCAUCCCGCGGCUAAAUCUAGUUGCCUACCCCUGACCUACACUAUCUGUGUUAAGUCAAAAACAUUCCAGGUCAAAUCACCAAUGGAUAUAUCUGUGUGUGUAUUGAGUGUUGUGUCUGUCUGUGUGGCAGGGUUGGGUGUCAAUUCCAUUUAA